Messenger RNA from Caenorhabditis auriculariae, 5087 nucleotides. NCBI's taxonomy places the organism in Eukaryota, Metazoa, Nematoda, Chromadorea, Rhabditida, Rhabditidae. The record is from the annotation of a GenBank genome assembly.
AUGAACAAAAAAACUACUUUUAUGUUACUUGGUGAAGCGGUAAUUUUUAUUUACACAAAAAUAAUUUACGGAUUUUGCUUUUUUUCACGCGGUUGAAGCUACAUGAUACAGUUUUCAGGCGGCCGCUGAAUUCAAGAGCAGCUUUUGGUCGCGUUUGGAGAAAGGGCCCGAUUCACUCAAGGAUAAUUCGUUACCUUGGAUUAGGCAAGGAGUUAAGGUGAGUUCUUUAACGCUGUUUUGUGAAAACUAUAAAACAAAAAUUCGUUUUGCAAAAAGCUUUUUUUUACUUCUUUCUGUUUUCAGGCCGCAAACGGAUAUUUGGAAGGGUUCUUGAGAGGCUUGAAGAAGACGGAGUUCCAACCAAUUGGAGAAUUUUCGUUCGAUGAGCAGGGUACGGUUCCGAGAAAAAUGAAGAAAAAGGUUAAUUAUUUUUUUAGACUUUGUCCCGCCGAGUCGCAAAUCUUCGACUGGUCUUGAUUGGGAGGAUGUGAGAGAUAAUCUGGAUCGGAAGACUGGAGAAGGUUAGAUUCAUCGAAACAGCCAGUUAUUUUUUGAUGAUCCAAACUAAUUUUGUAUCUAAUAAGGACAGCUUCCGUUUUCCGGCAAAAUUCAAAAUUCUGUCCUUCUAUUUGAUAUAAUCAAAAUAUAAAAUGAUUGUAAUACAUAAAAUUUUUUCUGAGAAAAAACUGAAAAGUUACAUUUUAUUGUAGCAAAAUUUUGAAUCUUAGUUGCUACGACAAGAGCGAGUUUUCCAUUUGCGAGGGGUAAUGUAUGCGGCGUGCACGCACUUUGCGCGUUCACAUUUUUGUUGCGAGACGUCACCGGGUCGUACAUUGCUUUUUUUCAAGAUUUGCAUUUUUCGUGAUGAUAUUUGCGCGAUAAAGAACAAUAUCGAAAAUAAAAUUUUGAAAAAAUUGAAAAAAAAACUCGGAAACAAAAACCCGCAAAUGUACGACCCGAUGACGUCACGCAACGAAAGUGUAAACAAGCGAAGUGCAUGCACGCAGUGCACUUUGCCGCAUACAGUACUUCUCGAAAAUGGAAAACUCGCUCUUGUCGUAGCACCGAAUCUUAUCUUUGCUUUUAGCUUCUCUUCAAAAACUGUUGAAAUUAACAACUUAACUUGAAUUAUAGUCAUAAUCAUUUUUUAUGAACCUAGCGAAUAUAUUCACAGCAAAUUAACAAAAACAAAAUUACAGUCACUCCUCAAGAAUGGCGGGCUUUCGUUCGCUCACUUCGGCAUCCAAAGACGGCUUCAUACCAGCCAGGAAACAACGUGGAAGUGUCCAACGAGAAACGAAAUCCUUUUCAAACCGAACAGCAGCACCACCACCAACAGAAGCAGCAUGAACAGCUCGAGGAAAAGCAGAAUAAACAGGAGCACCAUAAGUUCAACAACCAGGAGCAGCAACAGCAAGGUGAGCUUUUUGUUAAAAAUUUCAACCAUUCACCCCUUAAAAUUCUUUCUUUUUGUAGACGAAUCAUGGAACUGAGUUGAGAACUCUGAAAAAUACGUCUCUAUUUUCAUGUAUCUUACCUUUUUUUCGAUCCAAUGGGAAUGAUAACCAUCAAUAGGAGUAGGGUUACUUUUUCUCGUUAUUUAAAUUUUUCUCUACUUUAACGUAAAUAAUAGGCGGUUCUACUGAAAAAAAUACAUUUUGAAAAUGAAGAAAAAGUUUCUCAAGGAUUCUCCGAAUUAAAAAAAUAGCUUCAAUUUCGGACAUUAGUCGUGAAAAAAAGUGCACUGUGGUCAUAGCUAGAUCAUAUGCAAUUUCAACAUUUAUUGUGACUUUUUCAUAUUGAGUCAGGAAGGAAAAGAAUCAUUAAACAUGUCUUAAACUCAGAGAAAAAAAUGAAUUCUUCAUGAAUAUUAUCAUUGCAAUUGCUUUUAACUACGAUCCAAAGGUUGGAGAGAAAAUAGCAGUAAGUGGUUCGAACAAAAAGUUGCUUUUUAGUCCUUUAUAGUUCUUUGCAAAUUUAACAUAGUGUCAAUUUCAGGUCGUGCGAGUGCCUUCUCGCUGCAGAAGCCCAGUCCGAAUUUUCGACCUACGCAGCAGCCUCAGGCUCAUUCUGGAAUGACUCGAAGCGGAGGUCAGAAUCCUGCCGAACGACCGCAGCAAAAUCGCUCCGAGCAGAUCCAAUCGUCGCCUCAACAUUACCAUCAACGAUCUCAACCUCAGCAAUCCCUUGGCCGUUCUCAGCAGCAGCAUGAACUUCAGAAGCAGAUUGACGUUCCACCGAAGCAGCACCAGUUUCAAGGAGAAACCGGACAUCAACCAGUUCCAACAUCUCCUGCUGCUCGGCAAUAUCCUGCUCAACGAAAACCAUUGCAAACUCAGCCAUACUAUGAGCCCCUGCAGUAUGAAGUACACCGGCCACAGCUCUAUUCCGAGCAAGCCCAAAAGUCGCCUGCAGUAUCUCGAAUUUCGUUAAUGGAAAGCCCACAAAAGCAGCAUCAUACUGGCGGACUAACGAGCAAUCAUACGACUCCGAAGAAGAAGCUGAUGAGCCAGCAAGACGCUCCUCACCUUCAAACGUCACCGAGUAUUCAACAGAGGUCGUUCCAAAUGCAGAACCAACGAGGUUCGAUCCAGCAACAUGUGAUGCACGAACCAUCAGCUGAAACGGAGCACAAGGCUCAUGUUCGGCCGCCGCGUCCGUACUAUCGAUACCAGUCCAUGGAAAACGUUUAUAAAAAGCAGCCCGCUUCCCCUGGUUGGUUAGAGAGUCCGUGGCGGGAGCGUUCAACGUCGCCCUCAUCUCGAAAGUGGUAUCGUACUACUCCUGAAAACUCCCCCACCAAAGAAGAGCAUCGAAGAGCUGAACAUGUGCACACAGAGUGGCGAUAUCAAGAGCAAGACGUGAAACCGUGGGGUAGAGAGCGUUCAACGUCGACCUCGUCUCGAAGGUGGUAUCGUACUACUCCUGAAAACUCCCCCACUCAAGAAGAGCACCGAAGAGCUGAACAUGUGGACACAGGGCGGCGAUAUCAAGAGCAAGACGUGAAACCGUGGGGUAGAGAGCGUUCAACGUCGACCUCGUCUCGAAGGCGUUAUCGUACCUCUCCUGAAACUUCUCCAACGCAAGAAGAGAAUCGAGCUGGACAUGUGCACACAGGGCGGCGAUAUCAAGAGCAAGACGUGAAACCGUGGGGUAGAGAGCGUUCAACGUCGACCUCGUCUCGAAGGUGGUAUCGUACUACUCCUGAAAACUCCCCCACGCAAGAAGAGCAUCGAAGAGCUGGAAAUGUGCACACAGGGCGGCGAUAUCAAGAGCAAGACGUGGAAUCGUGGGGUGGAGAGCAACUGCGCCCUCCACAGCGGCUUGGAAUGGAUCAUCGAGGAAUGAUGGAAGAGCGAUCUCCUGCUCAAUCUCCGGUUCCACAUACUGACCCAGGCCGACGCCAUCCGCGACAAGAUGCUCGGGUAAUUUAAUCUUUUGAUCCUCUUAAUUAUGCUCUAUAGUCAAGUUUUCCUGACAAAAGGCGAAGGAGGCGGAUAAGGGGGCAAGACGCGUGGUAGGCGGUUCUUGUCACAAGUUCAAUUCAACCGUCACCGACUACAUGGAGAGCUCGUUUAUCGCUCUGAUGUUCAUUGAUCUUUUUAAAAAAAAGAUUGAAAAGAUACAAAAAGACCGAAGUUUUCAUAUGGUCGGUGUCGCUUGAAUUGAACUCAUACCAAGAACCGCGUACGCACACGCUACGCGUCCCGCUCACUUCACCGCCACCCUUGCCUCUUAAGACGGGAUGGAUUAACUAUAUAUACUUGAGCAAUCAAAAACUUGGAAAAAAAACCGGUUUUUUUGUCGGGCAACUUUUUUGUGCUCCACUUAAAAAAUGAUGAAGCUCUCGAAAAAUAUUUCGAUAACGACUUGGUACAUAAUCAAAUCAUACCUUUGAGUCAUUAUUUGAUGGUAAAGAUAGAAAUAUUACUCUGUAAAAACAGUUUACACAUUUUAUUUCUUCACAUAUCAUUUUCAGCCGAGCUUCGGAUCCCACAGCACGGAGCCAGAGCUUCGACGGCGUACGAGUACAUUCCUUUCUCCUCUUCAGGUACUAAUUAUUGUUGAAAUUAGGCUGCUCAGAAAGAUUUUGGGAACUCUCACUUGGAACAGAUUUUUGAAUGAAUUUUCUAGCUGGCUUAAUGAAAUAAUAUACCGUUUUGAAGCAAGCGGCAUGUUUUAUUUUUGUAAUGAAAGCGUUUCAUUUCAAACCUGGUUUAGUAUUUUUCAUGGAACUCCAAAAAAAUGUUGAAAAAUAGGCAAUAACUAGCUUAAUAACUAAUAAAAAUAAUUAUAAUUUAUAAUCAUUUUGAGUCGAACGAUGGAAACCGUCACAACUUUCCGAACCACCUGGCUUUUCUAGUUUAUACGGUUGAUGUUUUCAAAAAUAAAUUUUCAGUCUCCGGCACGAACUUCGCCAUUGCGGGACCAUUUUGGUGCAUCUCCUAUGCGAUCUUCGCGACAAAGCAAGGUUAUUCACUAUCAAUUUGAGUAGAACAGUAAUUAUAUUGUUUCAGUAUAGAAACCAAAAAAAGUUUAUUUAAAAAAAUGAGGAGUGUAAGGCAUUAGCUUUUUUGGAAAACAGCAGUCUCUAUCCAGAAAGUAUUCCAUUCUCUGAAUUUUUCCGAUCACAAAAAAGUCAUCGGCCAUUUCACCCGCGAAUUCACAGAAAAUUUAACUGAAAAAUCGAAAAAAAACAACCAAAACUCGCACAAAUUUCCAGCUUUGAGGCACCUGAGAAGUUCAAGACUUCUGUUUUUUUUUGUUUCGCGAGACUUUUUGGUAUAUGACAGCGAAAAACCCAUAAAAAAUUUCCUUGCAAGAAAAAUGCGUCGAAUUUAUGCAAAUAUUACAUUUAAAACUAUAAAUUUUUCAUGAAAAACAAUGAUUUACCAUAAAAAUGAAUACUGCGGUAUAAUGUUUUCGAGAGAUAUCUACUACUUGUCAUGACGAAAUUUCGAUUUUCUUGUGAUGAUAUCUGUGACUUCCUUUUGAUUUGACUUUUCUAUUGCAGAAAAUAAAACUUCAAGAUAUAGGAGAACAAAACGCAUCAAUUACAGGGUGUUCCGACCAUUCAGAAGGAGUGA